AAAGGGGGGGCUGUUGGGUCCCGUCCUCCGCGUCUUGACUGACCCCCCCCAGGCAUCUGCUGUUGCCACACCCAGGAGGCAGGCAGUUUGCUGGGUUGCUCGGUGGCCAGGUUCUGGGACACAGGGAGUGCUUUGAUGAUUGUACCUCAGUAAGUGGGAAAAGCCUCUCCGUAAGGAAGGCAGUGAGAGCCUGUGGAGGGAGCGCUGGCCUUGGAGCCAUCAGCCCUGGGAUAGCAUUAAAGCUCCGUCCCUCGCCGCCUGGCUGACCUCAUUCGGCUGUCUUGGGACUUCUGUGAAUACCGAAUGAGAGGCUGUGCCUGCAAAUGCUCAGAAACGCAGAAAGCAUCACACAUAGUCACGCUGCGGCAGCCUGGUGCCUGACAAGUGAGGGGAACCUGCCGGGGGAUUACUGCUCGCUCAGGGCAGGACCGAGGCCUCGGAAGCGGGGAUGGGCAGGGCAGCCUCCAAGCCUGGGCCAGCAGCACCAAGAGCGCCCGCUCGGUUGCCCCAGGUGGCACUCAAAGCAGUACUCUUCUGAGGAGCGGGGGAUCGCAGGCCCCAAAGGACCGCACGGCAGGAGCUGGAGCUCGGCCACCCCUACACAACUAGGACCAUCAGGAGAAGGGGCUGGCGCCUCGGGGGAAGUAGGAAGGAGGAACCCAACGGCAGGAGGACCUUGUCCCUGAAGAGUUUACGGCACCUGCAGAGCUUCCUGAGUCUCUUGUCUCCAGAUUGGGCUCGUUCCCUUUCCUUCCCCGGCAGAGGCGUUGGGCCCAGAGACGGGAAGACUUCAUGACGUUCUGGCUGCUGGAAGCCCACGUGCUCUCUGCUGUGACUGGGGUUCGAGGGUUUCCCCGCUGCGGGGGACGAGGGGCCGCCUCGGCAUCUGCUCAUGAACCACAAGGACCCCGAAUGCUCCAGACUGGAUCAUUUCAAGCCGCCAAAGAGGGGGACCCCCAGAGCUGGCAGCCAGCAACCCCAAGGGACUAGAGGGCUGGGAUGGACUGACCUCCUCUUUGCCGCGGCUCCAGGAGCAGCAGAGCCUCUGUGGCCCAGCUAGUGGCAGACGGAGCUGAUGAAGCCGUGAGCGGGGCUGGCGGCCGGGACAGGAGCCGCUGCUGCCGCCGGACUCUCCUGGCGCCGGGGGCGCAUGCGCGGGCCCCUGCUGCAGUCCCAGCUCGGCACCCGCCCGCAUGUCCUUUGCACGAGGUGCCAAAGCACGUGGGCUGCUCUGUAGCUGGCCUGUCGGCGGGCUGGGGAAGCAGUGGCCGCGGUGAGGCCUGCCUGCCGCCGGCCUGAGGGCCCAGCUCCCGGGGCGCAGCACCAUGAAGUGCUCGCUGCGGGUGUGGUUCCUCUCCAUGGCCUUCCUGCUGGUGUUCGUCAUGUCGCUGCUCUUCACCUACUCCCACCACAGCACAGCCACCCUGCCCUACCUGGACUCAGGCGCCCUGGACGGGGCCCCCCGGGUGAAGCUGGUUCCGGGCUACGCUGGCCUGCAGCGCCUCAGCAAGGAGGGGCUGGCCGGCAAGAGCUGCGCCUGUCGCCGCUGCAUGGGCGACACCGGCGCCUCCGAGUGGUUCGACAGCCACUUCAACAGCAACAUCUCCCCCGUCUGGACUCGGGAGAACAUGGACCUGCCCCCCGACGUCCAGAGGUGGUGGAUGAUGCUGCAGCCACAGUUCAAGUCACACAAUACCAACGAGGUGCUGGAGAAGCUGUUCCAGAUAGUGCCAGGCGAGAACCCCUACCGGUUCCGGGACCCCCGCCAGUGCCGGCGCUGUGCCGUGGUGGGCAACUCGGGCAACCUGCGGGGCUCUGGCUAUGGGCCAGACGUGGACGGGCACAACUUUAUCAUGAGGAUGAAUCAGGCACCAACCGUGGGCUUUGAGCAGGAUGUCGGCAGCCGAACCACGCACCAUUUCAUGUACCCCGAGAGUGCCAGGAACCUGCCCGCCAACGUCAGCUUCGUGCUGGUGCCCUUCAAGGCCCUGGACCUCCUGUGGAUCGCCAGCGCCCUGUCCACCGGGCAGAUCCGAUUCACCUAUGCCCCAGUGAAGUCCUUCCUUCGAGUGGACAAAGAGAAGGUCCAGAUCUACAACCCAGCCUUCUUCAAGUACAUCCAUGACAGGUGGACAGAGCAUCAUGGGCGGUACCCUUCCACUGGGAUGCUGGUACUCUUCUUUGCCCUGCAUGUGUGUGAUGAGGUGAACGUGUACGGCUUCGGGGCCGACAGCCGGGGCAACUGGCACCACUACUGGGAGAAUAACCGGUACGCGGGCGAGUUCCGGAAGACGGGCGUGCACGACGCCGACUUCGAGGCGCACAUCAUCGACAUGCUGGCCAAGGCCAGCAAGAUCGAGGUCUACAGAGGGAACUGAGCCCGGCCGCGUCGCGACUCUUUGGCCGCGCCGAGACUCUUCGGCCCCGCAGCGCGGCUCCCGCUGGGACUCGGGGUCAGCCCCGGGGCGGUGCCCUCCGGAGCGUCAGCGGGCAAUCGGAGCGCCGCCGCCGCGGCCUGGACCAAUCACGUUGCAGCCCAGCGAGCGCCGGCUUCCUCGGCCAGCGAGGAGACGCCCCCAGCCGAGCACCAAUCAGCGCCGCCGGCGGGCGGGGCCUCCAGCCAAUCAUGCGACUCAAGGAGGACUUCCGGCGCCGGGACCCGUCUCCGCCAAUCGAUGGCCUUCGGGGGCGGGCCGGCGGUCGAUUAAUUUCCCACUCCCUUAUGCUUUUGGGUAGGAUUUUAUUUCACGCUUUCUAAGGAGUAGGAAUUCGUUCCGGCUUCGAGAAGUAUACUUCCCGCAGGUUCGGCAGGAGGCGUCUCAGUCACUUUCCUGCCUAACCUCGCUGGGGGCGCCGAGAAGGAAACGGUGGGGAGGAUGCGGGACAGCGGGGAGACUCCUCCUUCCCGGGAGUGCUCCCUGACCGCGGGGCGGGCGGAAGGGCGUUCCGGCAGCCUUUGGUGUGGGCGGGGAGCGGGGCGGUCAGGUGGUUUUCAGGGAGCGCACUUUUCCCCAGGGGAAAAGUUAGAGCCCUCCCAGACCGCCCCGGACCGCCUAGAGAACUAGACCCACAUUUCCUUGAUCGGUCAGAUGUAGAUGGGUGAGUGCAAACCCACCAAAGAAAUGCAGUGAGAAUCUGAAGGGCACGUGGGUCCUCUCCUCCUGCCUCCUCCCCUCCCGCCCUUGGCCACCCCGUGGAAUGGCCCUUCUGACCGCGGCAUUUAGUGUCUCACCAGAAAACUAGGAUUGUGUGCACCCCUUCCUAGGCGGGCGAACUUCGUCUAGGGCUCAACUCUGAAACACAGGUGUAAGGAAUAGGACAGGAAACCCCGUCACGUCAGAUGUCAGGUGCUUUCCCGUGUGCCCUGGGCCUAUUGUUUGCUCACAACCUUUUCAGUGUCUCCCUAGGCCCUGGGUCUCCUCACCAGGCUACUUGUUUCUCUGAGGGGGAAGACUGCCCUGUGAUUAGGGCAGUGCAGCUCCCCCGCCUUUCCGCCUUUGGCUGCCUCUAGGGAGAGGGAGCAGCACGUAGGACAGAAGGCUGGAGAUGAGACCAGCUCUCUGGUCCUUCACCCAUCACCCCCCAAAAGGGUAGGAAACCUCUUGCUCUGGGUUGGAAUUUGCUUUAGCCUUAUGAUUUAGCUAACCUGAAGUUAUCAUGGGUGGCCGACCAACAAAGAUGCUUUUCAGAUACUGAGCUGGCCAUGCAAAUAGCUGGGGAGGAGUGGACUUGCCCCUUGCAUGCCUCCUCCCCUGCUCACAUAUCCUCUUGCCCGUGCUCACCUUGCGCCUUUUCCCUCUGACCCACUUUCCGUUUCCAGUUCUAGAAGGGCUGCAAAGCUAACAACCAGAGGUUACAGCUGGUACUUGCAUGACUGAACCCAGCUUAAGUUCCUAGCGGAAGCUGCUGAAGGUAUUCUCACCCUUGAAGGUUGGGGGAGUGUAGGAGGGGAAAAGGGCUUCUGUGAAGCUUCCAAACCACUAAAAGGAUCCCCCUUCCCAAUAAUGACUUAAAAAACAUUAAACAAACAAACAAACAUUAAAAACCACCCUUUUUUCUUAGGGAGUUGAUACCACUCGGCAGCCUCCUGGUCUUUGGUAUAGUUCCUGCAGCUGGCUGAGGGAACAGGAGCCAGCAGAGGAGUAUGUUAGAGGCUUAGUGGGGGGCAGUGGGCCCCGCUAAAAGUUAAUAUAUUGAGAACUUAGCUUGAGUCUGUCCCUUACCAAUUCCAAAAGUAGGAGGAGUGAAGAACGGGGGUGGGUUAGGGAGGGCUUUAGUGGAACACCUCUUUCACCACCUCCUCCCCAUCAUUUUAGAAAGUCAAGACCAGUUAUUCUUGCCAGUCUCAUCUCAGUGCUUCCUAAAGAGGCUUUUGAGCGUUUAAGAGAUGAAAAAAUGCAAUUAUGCCAAACAGUAUUGAGCAGAAUAAUUUAUUUCUUUUGUUGUUGUUGUUCCUUUUUCUUCUUUUGUUUGGGUUUUGUUUUGUUUAGAACAUUAAUAAAUCCCCAUUCUGGAAGAGGUAGGUCCCAGCACCCAGCCCAGAUCUUCUUUUCUACAAUAGUUAUUUAAGCAAAUGUUUUUUAUUUUCUUCCCUUUCUCUUUCUGAAUUAAAGAUAAGAAACUGUA
This is a messenger RNA of Cervus elaphus (red deer), 4626 nucleotides long. It is a transcript of the gene ST3GAL2, whose product is annotated as ST3 beta-galactoside alpha-2,3-sialyltransferase 2. The record is from RefSeq and is a predicted model, not a curated record. Lineage: Eukaryota; Metazoa; Chordata; Mammalia; Artiodactyla; Cervidae. The coding region runs from base 1326 to 2378 and encodes 350 amino acids. The transcript has 7 exons. Gene Ontology annotation, molecular function: beta-galactoside (CMP) alpha-2,3-sialyltransferase activity.